GUUUGUUGCUGAUGUGAACUUGAUAAACGAAAUUUCAGUGUAAGACAAAUGUGGAUGUUUGUUGCUGAUGUGAACAUGAUAAAGGAAAUUUCAGUGUAAGACAAAUGUGGAUAUUUUUGUGUUGAUGUGAAUGAUGAAGGAAAUUUCAGUUCAAGACAAAUGUGGAUAUGUUGCUGUAGUCUGUAGCUGGUGAGAGACUGAGACUAGCGAGAGUGACAGAGAAAAGAGUUUCUAAAAAAUCAAGAUGGCGAAACAGGAUGAAACGGUUGAAACAAACAACAUCAUGGAAGAAAAAACACUGUCUGUCUUGUCAGAUUCUGCAGGGAUAGAAACAGUUACUUCUGAAACGACACCUCCGGUUAUUAGCACGGAAAGCUCUUCUCACGAUGACAAACUAUUGAAGGUUCUUGAGAGCAUGCAGGCACUCCAAUUAAAACUUGUGUUCAGUCACUUUGAUGAAAGUGGAGAUAGGAAGAAAUUAUUGGAGUUACAACGUCUGGAGGCCAUCGAUGAACUAUUGGAGUAUGAUGAUUCUGUCAAGCUUGUGGAAUCUCGAGGGAACAAGAAAGAUGAAGGGAAUAACUACCCAAAAGAUGCUUUUCAAAGAUUUAUGGACGUUCAGGCUAGGAAUCGUCAGAUGAGAAAUCAUUAUCAUGCACUUUUCUGGAGAAAGGUUAAGGCAGACAGAGAAAACAGUCUUCCUUUAUCCCGGAAUGAUUUGAAAAAUGUCCUACUCGAACGAAAAGCUUUGAACCGAAAGCAUUUUCUACCCUUUGCAGUUGAGAGUGUACUCGAUAUUUCUCCACAACAACAUGGGGUUUUACUAAUGUCAUGUGGUGGCCUCCUAAGUUACCUAGCAAAAAACUCUACCACACCAUUUGAAUUCCGGUUUGGAAAAACCACAGACACACCAGUACCGUCGCUAUUAAGCUUUGAGGAUGCAGUUUUUGCUUUCUUCCCAGAAAUGGCACAUAUGGCAUUGUUCAUGAUAUUCUAUAUUCUGACAUGGAUGCUGGUUUUGCCACUACGCUUUGGAGUGCAGAUGUUUUUUAUGCUACUAUUGAUUUCUGCACCCUUCUUUUAUUUUCCCGAGCUGGUACGAAAGGCGUCAGCUUCAGGGGUUCAUGUGGCUUGCGGCGGCUCAUUCAAGCUGCCUCUGAUUGGAUUUUCUACUUUAGGGGCUUUUGGCAUUACCUUUGCUUUUGGGUUAGUGGCAUUGUUAGUGUUUUAUUUGAUUUGGAGGUUCGUAUAUGGAAGGAAACCAACAAGAGGUAAAGAUAUUGAGGUUAGCUCGGAUGAUUUGUUGUCUCUGAUAUCAAACGUUUGAGUGACCUUAAAUGUAUUGUCCUCUGGUUUUUCUAUGUAAAAGUAUCUGUAAUGAGAAAACAGAAAAACCAUUUUAGGUUACAUUAUAAAUAUUAAAAACUUGGGUAGGAGUGUUAGCAAUA
Lathyrus oleraceus (garden pea) is the source of this 1448-nucleotide messenger RNA. RefSeq lists its product as uncharacterized. NCBI's taxonomy places the organism in Eukaryota, Viridiplantae, Streptophyta, Magnoliopsida, Fabales, Fabaceae. The transcript has 6 exons. The record is from RefSeq and is a predicted model, not a curated record. Bases 245 to 1327 code for a protein of 360 amino acids.